Messenger RNA from Rhipicephalus microplus (southern cattle tick), 846 nucleotides. Its product is annotated as protein ALP1-like. NCBI's taxonomy places the organism in Eukaryota, Metazoa, Arthropoda, Arachnida, Ixodida, Ixodidae. The record is from RefSeq and is a predicted model, not a curated record.
AUGCGUGCUGGGGACCUAGCAUACUUCAAAAAGUACUAUUUCAUGUCCCCAUCACAAUUUGGUGACUAUAUCCUCAAUUUGGUCAACGAAGACUUGGAGAGAGAGACCUUCAUCAGAGAGCCCAUAUCUUCAGCAGAGCGACUUGAUAUGACCCUGAGGUAUCUGUGCUCAGGAGCCCUUAUGCAAGACAUUGCCCUAUCAUUUCGUUUGGGCAUAUCCGAGCCAAAGACGGAGACAUGGCUGCAUAUCGUUGAAGGAUUCAGCCGGACAUGGCAGUUUUUGAACUGUAUUGGGGCUGUUGAUGGAAAGCACAUACACAUUAAGUGUCCUCCGAACUCUGGAAGUAUGUACUUCAAUUAUAAGGGCACAUACUCCAUUGUUCUGCUUGCCGUGGUCGACAGCGACUACAAGUUCGUGAUCGUCGACGUUGGUGCUUACGGCAAACAGAGUGAUGGUGGAGUCCUAAAACAAUCAAAGUUCGGGUGUCGCUUGGAGAAUGGAAAGCUUCAUAUCCCGCGAGACCUGGAACUUCCGAACACGUCCCACCCAGCGCCUUGCGUGUUUGUGGGAGACGAAGCCUUCCAACUCCGCACCGAGUUCCUAUGGCCAUACCCUGGACGAGGGCUAAAGGGGCAGCGGCGGUCUGGCCAUUGGCGUGAGCUUCUUGCACAGCCGCCAAUGCAAGUGGCUCGUACACAGGCACGCCACUUUGCCAAAGCAGCUCGGCAGGUCAGGAACCUGUAUGCUACUCAUUUCUUCAGUAAAGUAGGCAAAGUGCCUUGGCAGGAUAAGAUCUUGUUUCCUGUCAACACAGGGCCCAAUGCAGCACUACCUGUUUCCCAGUGA